AUGAAAUCCUAUCAGAAGCUGGCCGCCGAUGACCCCCUGACUACGGAGUCGGGGGACGAAGCUGCUGACGAGAACCCUUUGUGCCACCACAAGCUGUCAGCGUGGUGGAUGGGUGGGGGUCUCCUGAUGGUCGCCGGCCUGCUCAGCGGGGUGACUGUUUGGGUUCUCGGCCAGAUUUGGUGGAGCCAGCACCUCGUGCCCCUCCUGACGAAGUGCGCCUCUGUCCCCGAAAACCUGCGCUUUGACUGUUACCCGGAACGGGACACUGUGGUGACGAGAGAGCUUUGCGAGAAGCGGGGGUGCUGCUUCGUCGAAACCGACCGCCCCUCGGGCAGCGCCAGGGGGGUCCCUUGGUGCUUUUACCCCCCAGAUUUCCCCAGCUACGCCUUGGGGAGCGUUAAUGCAACGCAACUGGGGGUGGUGGGCUUCCUGACCAGGCGGACAAAAGCUUAUUAUCCGAGGGAUGUCGCGAAACUGCAGCUCACGGUGGAGUUUGAAACGGACACCCGCUUGCAUGUCAAAAUUACCGAUGCCACCGGCCCUCGGUACGAAGUGCCAAUUGACGUUCCUCGGGUGACGAAGAGAGCGGAGAAUCCUGUGUACACCGUGGAGUUCUCCAAGGACCCCUUUGGGUUGAUUGUGAAGCGCCGGACUUCAGGAGCUGUGCUGAUAAACACAACUGUGGCACCCUUGUUCUUUGCGGAUCAGUUCCUCCAGAUUUCGACUCUCCUGCCUUCCAAAUUCCUGUACGGGCUCGGGGAACACCAGAGCAACUUCCUCCACAGCCUGGAGUGGAACACCUUAACCUUCUGGGCCCGAGAUAUCCCUCCCACGGACUCCUGCAACUUAUAUGGUGUUCACCCGUUUUACCUGGUAAUGGAAAACGGUGGAAGCGCCCAUGGAGUUUUCCUGUUGAAUAGCAACACGAUGGAGGUGGCUCUCCAGCCCGCACCUGCCCUCACCUGGAGAACCAUUGGGGGCAUUCUAGAUUUCUACAUCUUUUUGGGACCGGAUCCCAACUUGGUGGCGCAGCAGUACCAGCAAGUGAUUGGAUUUCCAGCCAUGCCACCGUUUUGGGCGCUGGGAUUCCACCUCUGCCGCUGGGGAUAUGGAACGAGCAAUGAGACCUGGGAGGUCGUAAAGACCCUGCGGAAUUAUCAAAUUCCCCAGGACGCACAGUGGAACGACAUCGACUACAUGGAUAGCUACCGGGACUUCACCACGGACGCCCAGAACUUUGACACACUACCCCACAUGGUAGAAGACCUACACAAGCAUGGACAGCGCUACGUGAUGAUUCUGGACCCCGGGAUCAGUAGCACCUCCCCCCCAGGUUCUUAUUGGCCUUAUGACGAAGGCUUGAAGCGUGGAAUAUUCAUCAACACUACCCAAGGGAAACCUCUGAUAGGGAAGGUCUGGCCCGGCCUCACGGCUUACCCUGACUUCUCUAACCCGGACACUCAUCAGUGGUGGCUGGAGAACCUGAACCGUUUCCACGCCCUCGUCCCCUUUGACGGCGUUUGGAUCGACAUGAACGAGCCGUCUGACUUCAUGGACGGAUCCCAGGAAGGCUGUCCCCAAGGGGAACUGGAUCGGCCGCCCUACGUGCCCGCCAUAGUAGGAGGCUCCCUUUCGGCCAAGACGAUCUGUGCCUCAGCCAAGCAAAGCACCUCCGAGCACUACAACCUCCACAGCCUCUAUGGGCUGAUGGAAGCCAAAGCCACCGCCAGUGCAUUGAUCAAAAUCCGAGGGAAACGACCUUUUGUCAUCUCGCGCUCCACCUUCCCUAGCCAAGGGAGGUAUUCAGGGCACUGGCUCGGAGACAACCGAAGCAACUGGAAGGACAUGUUCUGGUCAAUCCCAGGUUUGCUGAGCUUCAGUCUCUUUGGAGUCCCGCUGAUCGGAGCUGAUAUCUGCGGCUUCUCGAGCUCCACCUCAGAGGAGCUCUGCGUUCGCUGGACGCAGCUGGGCGCCUUCUACCCAUUCGCACGAAACCACAACACCAUGAACGAGAAGGCCCAGGACCCGACAGUGUUCAGCCCUGCGGCACGGACCGCCAUGAAGGAGGCGUUAGAGACCCGCUAUGCCCUCUUACCAUUCCUCUAUUCCCUCUUCCACCGGGCGCACCUGCAAGGUGACACCGUCGCCCGACCUUUGUUUUUUGAAUUCCCAAAAGACGUGUCCACCUACUCAAUAGACAAGCAGUUUCUGUGGGGGAGGGGACUGUUGGUGACCCCAGUCCUGGAUCCUGGCACAGAUUCGGUGGUUGGCUACUUCCCAAGAGGAGUGUGGUACGAUUACUACACGGGGUCGUUGGUGAACAGCAGCGGGGAGAACCUGAAAAUGGCAGCACCUUUGGACCACAUAAACGUGCACCUCCGCGAGGGGACCAUCCUGCCAACUCAGAAACCGGCGAGCUCCAGUUCAGUGAGCCGUAAGAACCCCCUGCGCCUGAUCGCAGCUUUGUCGCAGAACUCCAAUGCCUGGGGAGAUCUUUACUGGGAUGACGGAGAGAGCCUGGACACCUUUGAGAAGGGUGACUAUUCCUACCUGGUGUUCAACAUCACUCAGAACACCUUCAUUUCCACCGUCCUGCAUUCCAACGUGGAAGCGACCUUCGUCACCGUGGGGGAACUGACUGUCUACGGGGUCCGGGAUGAGCCAAAGAGAGUGACCGUCAAUGGAAAGGAGGCGCCCUUCUCUUAUUUGACAAACCAGGUUCUCUCCGUGGGCAACCUGCAGCUGAACCUCACCCACGGAUUCUCCAUACGAUGGAUGUGAGG
Euleptes europaea (tarantolino) is the source of this 2783-nucleotide messenger RNA. Its product is annotated as lysosomal alpha-glucosidase-like. NCBI's taxonomy places the organism in Eukaryota, Metazoa, Chordata, Lepidosauria, Squamata, Sphaerodactylidae. The coding region runs from base 1 to 2781 and encodes 926 amino acids. Gene Ontology annotation, molecular function: alpha-1,4-glucosidase activity; carbohydrate binding. The transcript has 19 exons. Gene Ontology annotation, biological process: carbohydrate metabolic process. The record is from RefSeq and is a predicted model, not a curated record.